UGACAUCAUUGAGGAAGAUCAAAAAUGGUUUCCCGUGUGCGUUUCCAGCACCGGGGUUGUUGUUGUUGUUUUUUGUUUUGUUCGUUUGGUUAAAUAAACGGGUUAUUUCUAUUUUUAAAAACGUAUUUGGAGUGUUUUUUGUUUUUUUUGUAACGGGACGGUUUCGGUAGAAGCGGCAGGGUUGGGGUUUCCCCCUCUCUCGACGCCCUCCCGACUUCAGAAAAUUUAAAAUAAAAUAAAUACAAUGGAAGGUGAAUUUUUAACAUCGGCUCUGGAAACCCUGGACCCGUCGCUGUCGGAGCUGGGCGGUGAAUUCACCCUCGGGGAUAUCGACGAAAUGCUGCAGUUCGUCAGCAAUCAAGACUUCCCUGAUAUAUUCGAGGACCAGCGCCUUCAAACGCUGACCCCCUGUACCCCACUCCCGGCCACCACCCUCCCCCCACAGACCCAACCCCAGCAGCAGCAGCUGUACCAAGUCAGCAGCACCGCCCAGCUGUCCCCCAUCGUCCAAUCCCCACAGCCGCUGACCCUAAGCCCCGCCCACCUGACCACCGUUGGCCAGUCCCCGCAGCCCCUGGGCCCCGCUCAGAGCCCCCUUCAGCUGGUUCCCGUGGCCCCGGUGCAGCGCAGCGCCCCCUUGCUGCAGCCCCGGCUCCAGCAGAUCCAGCCCCAGGCACAGCCCCAGACGGUCGUGCUCGCCCCCGGGUUCAGCAGCAGCUCCCCCCAGACUCGCUUCAUCCAGCACCCCGUCAUCUACCAGAGCAGCCCCUCGGCCAGCUACCAGGUCUUACAGCCUCAGGUUCAGAGUCUGGUGACCACCUCUCAGGUCCAGCCAGUCACCAUCCAGCACCAGCUCCAGCACCAGCUCCAGCACCAGCUCCAGACCCAGCGGGUUCUGACCCACACCGGUACCGGAACCAUCCAGACCCUGAGCACAGCUCCCACACAGCAGGUCCAGCAGGUGCUGGUCCACCAGCCUCAGAACUCCCUGGUUCUGACCACCCUGAAGCCCGAUGGGACCCAGGUCCUGUCCACCAUGCAGAACCCAGGCAUCACCACCCUGAGCCACCCACUGCAGUUCUUCUCCGAGACCCUGGUGGGCGGCAGCGGCACCAUCCUCACCACACUUCCUGUCGUGAUGGGCGGGGACAAGCUGCCCAUCAAGCAGCUGACCUCGCCGGCGCUGUCGUCCGCGGCGACGCUGGCCGGGGGCGGGGCCGGGGAGUUCGGGGGCGGGGUUGUGAAGGAGGGGGAGAGGAGGACCACCCACAACAUCAUAGAGAAGAGAUACAGGUCAUCCAUCAACGACAAGAUCCUGGAGCUCAAAGACCUGGUCAUGGGCAGCGAGUCCAAGGUGCACAAGUCAGGAGUGCUGAGGAAGGCAAUCGAUUAUAUCCGCUACCUGCAGCAGGUGAACCAGAGACUGAGGCAGGAGAACCUGGCACUGAAGAUGGGCAACCACAAGAACAAGUUGAAGAGUGUGAAUCUCUCCUCUCUGCUCGAGUCCGAUGUUGAGAUGAAGACUGACGACUUCAAGCAGAACCUGCUGAUGAUGUCACCGCCCGCGUCGGACUCGGGUUCCGCGGCCGAGUUCUCCCCCUAUUCCAUCGACUCGGAGCCGGGGAGCCCCCUGCUGGACGAGGCCAAGGUUAAGCAGGAUCCUGACUGCUCCUCCUCCUCUCUGGGGGUGCCUGAUCGAUCUCGAGUCCUGCUCUGCGCUCUCACCUUUAUCUGCCUCUCCUUCAACCCCCUCUCCUCUCUCCUGGGGACCCGGGGGCCUGCUCUGGGCUCCAGCCCAGGAGAGGAGGCCCACAGCUUGGGCAGGACCAUGCUGGGGGUCCAGGACACGGAGCCCUCCAGUGUGGACUGGCUCUCCUGGCUGCUCCCUGCUGUGUUGCUGUGGGUGGUGAAUGGGUCGCUGCUACUGGGAGUGCUGGCCAGGCUGCUGGUGCACUGGGAACCCGUCACACGGCUGCACUCCCCCUCCUCCCUCGCACACUGGAGACACCGCAAGCAGGCUGAGCUUGACCUGGACAGGGGUAAUUUCUCCUCGGCCGGCAGUAACCUGCACACCUCCCUCUCUCUCCUCUCUCGCUCUCUCCCCACCUCUCGCUGCGACCUCGCCUGCUCCCUGGCCUGGAACCUCAUUCGCUACUCCCUGCAGCGGGUCCCGCCCCUCCGCUGGGCCCUGCGCCUGAUUGGAGGGGGCGGGAGGGAGGGGGCGGGGCUGGAGGAGGAGGACAGGAAGGUCAGCGCUGGAGACGCCUCCCGGGUGUAUCACAGACUGAACCAACUGCACCUCACAGGGAAGCUGCAAGGCAGCGCCCCCUACAGCGUGAACCUGGCGCUGAGCGCGGUGAACCUGGCGGAGAACGCGGGGGAGAGAAUCCCCCCCCGGCUGCACGCGGAGAUCUUGGUGACGGCCGCCAUCGCUCUGAGGAGAGCCCUGAGGAGCCACUGCAACUGGCUGCCUGGGUACCUCCUGAGCUGUGCGGAGGGUGUGGCCCUGCACCUCUCGGACCCGAGGCCGGCCCCCGAUUCACUGCGCUGGCUCUUCAGCCCUCUGGGGCGCCAGUUCUUCCUGAGCUGUGAUUGGACGGUGAGGUCCCCGGCGAGGGAGGGGCUCUACUCAUCACAGAGGGAGACCGUGGACCCUGUCUCUCAGCUGCGCAGUGUGUUCUGUGAGACGCUGUUGCAGAGAGCAGUGUACUCCCUCAUCAGACCAGACUGUACCAUCGAACCGGCUGCAGAGGGGAGCAGUGCUCUGCAGUAUCUCCAGUUGCUGAACAGGUUCUCUGAUGAUACUGGAACCAGCAGCAGCGCCCAGAACUUCCCAGUGCAGCCCGGCCCAGCGACCCCCACCGGAGGAGACCCCGUGUGCCGCUGGUGGGCGUCGGCCCUCACCCUGACUGUCCAUUGGCUGCAGGGCGAUGACGCGGCUGUGAGGUCACAGCUCUCAGAGGUGGAGCGUCUGCCCAAGAGCCUGCAGCUCCUCCACCACCCUCUUCCCAAGGCCCUGCUGCACCUGUGCAAGGCCAUGCAGAGCGAGGCUGACCCUGCGGGGCUGGAACACUGCGAGAGAGCCAGCGGCUACCUGCAGCACAGCCUCAAUAUCACCCUGAGCCAGCCCGGCACUCAGGGAGUGAACAAGGCGAUGGAGCUCCUGUUGUGCGACCUCCUUUUGACCCUGCGGACCAGCCUAUGGCAGAAAGGGGGCGUGUCCAGGGGAGAGUCUAGCCCCGCCUCUGGCUCCCAAUUGGCCGGUUUCCAGAGGGACCUCAGUGCCCUUCGGAAACUGGGGAAACAUUUCAAAGAAGCACAGCGCAAGAUGUUUCUUCACGAGGCGAUGGUCCGGUUGAUGGCUGGGGCGAGUCCCACCCGAACUCAGCAGCUGCUGGAGCACAACCUGAGGAGGAGGAGCCCCCCAAAAUACACAGCGGAGAGGGAUGCCAGCUCUCUCUUCCCCGGAGACAGUGAGCGAGCCCGCGCUGUCCUCCUGGCUUGCCGUCACCUCCCCCUGCCUCUGCUGACCCCUCCUGGCCAGAGAGCGGUACUGCUGGCCGAAGCGGCCCGCACACUGGAGAGGGUCGGGGACCGGCGAUCGCUGCAGGACUGUCAACAAGUCCUGCUCAGACUGGGGGGUGGAACCACCAUAGCUGCCUCCUGAGGGACCCACACGAGGGGCUCUUGUUUCUGCGCGGCCGGUCGCACAGCGGAAAUUCAAACUCUGUCUCACCGUCGGAGGCGUUCUCACUGGGGGGGGGGGGGGGGGAAUAACGCAGAUCCACGAGAAGUCUGGAGCGCUGUGAUACCCCGUACGCAGCUGUGAGAUCAUUUUGAUCAUCUCCAAUGAAUUUUAUUCCAGUACCUAAAACGUGGCUAUUAUUAUUAUUUAUUAUUAUUAUUAUUAUUUUAUUAUUAUUAUUAUUAUUAUUAUCGCAUUGUGUAACACAAUU
Messenger RNA from Polyodon spathula (Mississippi paddlefish), 3956 nucleotides. It is a transcript of the gene srebf2, whose product is annotated as sterol regulatory element binding transcription factor 2. Gene Ontology annotation, biological process: positive regulation of transcription by RNA polymerase II; positive regulation of cholesterol storage. The coding region runs from base 245 to 3667 and encodes 1140 amino acids. Gene Ontology annotation, molecular function: RNA polymerase II cis-regulatory region sequence-specific DNA binding; protein dimerization activity; DNA-binding transcription factor activity, RNA polymerase II-specific. NCBI's taxonomy places the organism in Eukaryota, Metazoa, Chordata, Actinopteri, Acipenseriformes, Polyodontidae. The record is from RefSeq and is a predicted model, not a curated record. Gene Ontology annotation, cellular component: nucleus. The transcript has 19 exons.